AUGGCUUAUUCAAACUUUGAAAUCGUCGCUGAUAAAGUGGAAAGUGAGCUGAAAGAGAUGUUCGAGUCGAAAGAAAAGUAUGGAUCAAAAAUCAUAAAUGGUUUGAAAGCUGUUUAUAAGAAAUGUAUGGACGUGGAUGAGUUGAACCGCAUCGGUGCUUCGCGAAUGAUUAAGCAAAUCAGGAGGUUUGGCGUUUGGCCGAUGUUGGACGGAGACAAUAAGUGGGAUGAAAAGAAAUUCGACCUGACAUCAUUACUCAUAUUUGUGUCACGGCGUAGAGUAAACAUGUUCGUCAACUUCAAGUUGACUCUAGACGAAAAGGAUGUGUCUCGCCGUCUUAUCGAGUUUGACCAAGGCGGCAUUACCCUGCCACGAAGAGUAUAUCUAAUGAAACACGUUUAUGCUGGGAAGAUCAACAUCCUCAAGAAGUUUCUUGUCGAUAAAGUCAUGCUUUUCCAAAAGGAUGGAAAUGUGCGUAGAAAUCGAACAAAAACCGAAGAGGAUAUAGACGAGAUCAUUGACUUCGAAGCCAAAAUAGCGGCAAUUCACGCUCCACCGGAGGCUCGCAAGGACCACGAGAAGUUUUAUCAUCUUCGCCGUUUGAGCAAAAUGCGAAAAUAUAUGCCUAUGAUUGACUGGGACCGUUUCUUUCGUAAAGUCGCUCCAGCGGCUGCCCAUCACUAUUUUGAAUCAGAUCCACAAGUUCUUGUUCGAGAAAUUGCUUAUUUGAACAGCCGCUCCGCCCGUAGUCCGCAGCGUUUGAGCAGUCCGAUAAGCAAACUUUUGAAUGAAACGGACCCUCGCAUUAUCACAAAUUACGUUUUUAUUCGAUAUUCCUCAGCUCUAACAAAGGAGAUGGGAGAAAGAUAUGAUGACGUUGCUCAGGAGUACCUUCGGGAUAUGUAUGGUAGACAACAAAAGGCUCCACGAUGGAAGGAUUGUACCAGAAGCACUAUGGACCUGAUGAAAUAUGCUACCAGUGCUAUGUAUGUAAGAAAAGCAUUUGACAAGGAAGCAAAGGAUGUCGCAUUAAAUUUGACUUAUGACCUGCAAAUAGCAUUUCGCAAGACGCUGAAGACAACCGAUUGGUUGCAUGGCCCAACCAAAAAUAGAGCUUUGCACAAAGCGAAGAGAAUGCUUCGCAAAAUAGCAUAUCCCGACUUUGUUCUGGAUGACAAGAAGCUGGACAAGCACUAUGAAGGUCUGAAUGUGGAUGAGAAUGAUUCGUACGGUAAAAUGCUGGAAAAGAUAGAUAAAUGGGACAUCGCAUACCUCUCUGAAAGGCUAGCGAAACCUGUAGAUCGCUCUGAGUAUGAUUUCAACGCAGCCGAAGUGAAUGCCUACUACGACGACAUAACUAACUCUAUAAAAAUCACUGCUGCCAUUCUUCAAGCUCCAUUCUUCCACCACACCUUCCCAAAAGCAUUGAACUAUGGGGGUAUCGGAGCUGUAAUGGCGCAUGAAAUUACGCACGGAUUUGAUGUUGAAGGAAGCCAGCAUGACGCUUAUGGUAACCUGCAUGAUUGGUGGGAUAAAAGCGUGAAAAAGAACUUCAGAAAACGCGCUCAAUGCUUUGUCGAUCAAUAUGAGAACAUCGAAGUACCGGGAACUAAUCUCAGCAUCAACGGUGAAGUCACUCAAGUAGAAAACAUAGCAGACAAUGGCGGAGUUAAACAAGCUUACAAGGCGUACAAAGCUUAUCUGCAAAGAAAUGGUGGAGAAGAACCAAGGAUUAAAGGUCUAGAGAAAUAUAACAACGAUCAAAUGUUCUUCUUAGGAUAUGCUGGGAUAUGGUGUGAACAUACUACGACACAGGCAUUGGUCAACCAACUGCUUGGUGAUGACCAUUCUCCGGCACGUUAUCGGGUCAAUCAAGUACUGGCUAAUCAACCUGAAUUCGCUGCUGCUUUCAAAUGUAAAAAAGGCACCCCGAUGAACCCCAAGUCCUCCGAACGCUGUGCGAUCUGGUAGAGUGAAGCAGCAGCCAGAUCAACAUUCCGAAA
This is a messenger RNA of Cylicocyclus nassatus, 2003 nucleotides long. Lineage: Eukaryota; Metazoa; Nematoda; Chromadorea; Rhabditida; Strongylidae. The record is from the annotation of a GenBank genome assembly.